Didymella exigua CBS 183.55 is the source of this 826-nucleotide messenger RNA. Its product is annotated as Sm-like ribonucleo protein. The record is from RefSeq and is a predicted model, not a curated record. Gene Ontology annotation, molecular function: RNA binding. Gene Ontology annotation, cellular component: SMN-Sm protein complex; U1 snRNP; catalytic step 2 spliceosome. Bases 237 to 590 code for a protein of 117 amino acids. The transcript has 4 exons. NCBI's taxonomy places the organism in Eukaryota, Fungi, Ascomycota, Dothideomycetes, Pleosporales, Didymellaceae. Gene Ontology annotation, biological process: RNA processing; spliceosomal snRNP assembly.
CGUCGACCGUCGACAAGCCCAUAUACACGCCCACUUCGCUCUAGAUCAUCACCAUAGUGAGGACUGUACAGUCUGCGAUUUGAACCUCCGCGCUCCCCGAAACUUGACGCGACCGCCGACGCGAACGCCGAACUUUGCACGAAGCCAAUUGAACGCUGCUCUUUCGAUCUUGCGCACGCGCACGACCUGCGAAAUACCGCCAAUCAAGUCUCAAAAUCGCGAAUUGAACCACCAAAAUGACGAGCACAAUUGGUAUCCCAAUCAAGCUCCUCAAUGAGGCUGCUGGCCACAUCGUCACACUCGAGAUCACUUCUGGGGAGGUCUACCGUGGCAAACUCAUCGAAGCUGAGGACAACAUGAACGUGCAGCUCAAGGACAUCACCGUGACUGCGCGUGACGGCCGUGUAUCGCACCUUGAGCAGGUCUACAUCAGGGGAAGUCACGUGCGCUACUUCAUUGUCCCCGAUAUGCUGAGGAAUGCCCCCAUGUUCCGAUCAAGAGGCACACGAGGCCGUGGUGUUGGCCUGGCGCGAGGUCGCGCCACAGUCAUCAGGGCCAGGGCAAGCGGAGGACGAGGAGGACGUCCUUGAGAGGAGAGAGUUGUGAGGCAUGAAGACUAGAGCAAAAAGCGAGAGAGGACAUACCCCACGCGAAGAGCGUGCGCAAGGGCGAUCAGGACAGGUAUGAGGAUUGCUCUGCCUGAUCAGGAAAAUGCGCUGAACAAACUAGUAGCAAGUUCUUCGAGAACGGUUAACCAAUUCGAGGGUUGAAAAAUUGUCUACGAUGCGAUCGAAGACGCACACAUCGUGCAACAACUACAGCGUGC